Phoenix dactylifera (date palm) is the source of this 1238-nucleotide messenger RNA. Its product is annotated as peroxisomal membrane protein PMP22-like. NCBI's taxonomy places the organism in Eukaryota, Viridiplantae, Streptophyta, Magnoliopsida, Arecales, Arecaceae. The record is from RefSeq and is a predicted model, not a curated record. Gene Ontology annotation, cellular component: membrane; cytoplasm.
CAUUCCUCCUUCCAACUCUCCUUCCUCUCACGCUUCAAAUUGUCACCUAACCCCUCUUCUCUCUCUUUCAAUCUCUUCCCCUCCCAUUCUACUCUACUUCUUCUUAUUCCUCUUCGUCUCACCUUCUGAGUUCUGACCCACGCUUCUGUGCUCCUUUUCCUCUUCUUCUCUUCCCCUCUUCCCAAGACCCCCAAAACCUUCUAAAACCCCAGAAGAAGAGAGGGUGCUCUGCGCCUCCGCUUCGGUAGCCAUGUCGGAGAUCGUGUCACAGGCAUGGAAGCGCUACCUCGGGCAGCUUCAAGAACACCCUCUUAGAACAAAGGCAAUGACUUCUGGGGUUUUGGCGGGAUGCAGCGAUGCGGUUGCUCAAAAGAUCGCCGGGAACAAGAAGCUCCAGUUGAGAAGGUUGCUUCUUGUCAUGCUCUAUGGUUUUGCCUAUGCUGGACCUUUUGGUCACUUUCUGCACAAGCUUAUGGAGAUUAUUUUCAAGGGUAAGAAAGGAAAGGAGACUGUCGCUAAGAAGGUAAUAUUGGAACAGUUGACUGCUUCACCAUGGAACAACAUGUUUUUUAUGAUGUACUAUGGUCUUGUCAUUGAAGGAAGACCAUUUAGUUUAGUGAGGAGCAAGGUCAGGAAGGAUUACCCAUCUGUUCAGUUGACUGCAUGGAAGUUUUGGCCUAUAGUUGGUUGGGUGAACUACCAAUAUAUGCCUCUGCAGUUCCGUGUUCUCUUCCACAGCUUUGUUGCUUCAUGCUGGGCAGUAUUCCUAAAUCUAAAAGCACGAUCAAUUGCUGCAAAGAGGGAAUAGCGACCUUAUAAGAGAAUUGCUAUUGGUUGGGUGCUUGCUAGCAGCUUCUCUCACCAUGCUUCGACUGGUUCCUCAAGCUGGGUUAGUGAGAACCCUAUCAUUCACUUAUCAGUAAAUUUAGUGGGCUUGCCUUGCUGCUUUGUCAAACGCAAAAAAAAGAAGAAAAAAGGAGGAAAAUCCAUGAUUAUUUCUGUGCUUUAUAGACAACGAGAACACAUAUUGCUUGUUCUGUUUCAAUGUGAUAUUUGGGUUGGGUUUGCAUAUCCGCUUAUGACAUGUGAGCUUAUAUUAUCUGUGUGUUGCUUUGUUCUGCAUUUGACUGUUAAGUAUACAUUUCAUUUUCAAUACAUUUUCUGUAUGCAUGAAUGUUACCAAAGUAUCCACUCUGUCAAAAAUGAGAAAAUCAAUAUGGUGGCACGCAAUUAUAAUA